UCGAAUCACUAAACCCAAAUAAAUAAACAACUAACGAAGGCAAAUGCUUUUCUUCUUUCUCACAAUCGCAGUCUUUAAACAAACACAAAAUGGCUAAUAACCCAAACGAUUGGUCUCCGUUCUACAACAACAACCAAACUUUCUUCACAACUUCCACCACCAUUUCAACCGCCGUCACUACCACCACAACUGCUUCUCCCUCGGGUGAAGCCACCUCAAUGGGCUCUCGGCUGAGUCCUGAAACCGGUCGUGUAACCAAACCGGCACGUAAAAGAUCAAGAGCCUCACGUAGAACACCAACAACACUUCUCAACACCGACACAUCCAACUUCCGUGCCAUGGUUCAGCAGUACACGGGCGGUCCAUCCGCUAUGGCUUUCGGGUCAGGUAAUACUACUUCGGGUUUUAGCCUCACGGCUUCGUCGUCGGAUCCAUCCGCCGGAUCUUCCCAACAAGUUCCUUGGCAAUAUAAUUACCAGCCCCACGCGGCACAUCCACCGCAGCGGCCUUAUAUGUUCUCGUUGAGUAACGUCAAUCCUGUUGUUGGUUAUAGUAACAUGAACAACCCUAAUUACACGGCUGUUCCCGGUGUGUUUGGGACGGCGGACGGUGGAGCAGGAGGUUCUGCCCCGUCGUCUAAGGAAGCGACGAAUAGUAAUACGUCUUCUUCGAGGCUGCAAUGAGAAAACGAUUGGAUUCUUUUUGAUUUUCUUUUUCUCUCUUUUUCGCAUAAUGGCAGAAAUGUUAGGUUACUGACUCUCUUUGUCAAAGAAUGAAAACUUUGACUUUGUAUAUUAUUUUUUCGUUUUCAUAUUUAAGCAAUUUGUUUUAGGCUUUUAAGCAUAAGUUUAUGGCGUUA
Raphanus sativus (radish) is the source of this 859-nucleotide messenger RNA. RefSeq names its product VQ motif-containing protein 22. The record is from RefSeq and is a predicted model, not a curated record. The transcript has a single exon. The coding region runs from base 90 to 683 and encodes 197 amino acids. NCBI's taxonomy places the organism in Eukaryota, Viridiplantae, Streptophyta, Magnoliopsida, Brassicales, Brassicaceae.